Miscanthus lutarioriparius is the source of this 936-nucleotide messenger RNA. The record is from the annotation of a GenBank genome assembly. Lineage: Eukaryota; Viridiplantae; Streptophyta; Magnoliopsida; Poales; Poaceae.
AUGGGAGGUGCUUGGCUUUGCACACAUCUAUGGGAGCAUUAUCAGUUUUCUCUUGACAAAGACCUGGAGGCUACCUACAAACCAAUCCCUCAACAUCUCCGGAGCAUGCUUUCACAGCUCCUGACGAUCUUGGAGAAGUCUGAUACUGAUUUGGUUGAGAAGAUUAAGAAAGCUCUCCCAAGGCUCCCUCCCAUUCAGAUUGCAAGAGACAAUACUAUCAUGGAAUGGGCACUAGAUUUCCAGGACCCAGAAGUCCAUCAUAGGCACUUGUCGCAUCUAUUUGGACUUUACCCUGGACAUACUAUAACCUUGGAGAAUAAUCCUGAUGUUUGUGGAGCUGUUUCUAAUAGCCUUUAUAAAAGAGGUUUGCACAACUUCACAAAACUGCAUGCAUUUUACAUCCCAGGAAUAUCUUUGUACCAUUGUAUUCAGCGAAGAUGGCCCAGGAUGGUCAACAACAUGGAAGAUGGCCCUCUGGGCACGUCUUAUGAACAGCGAGAAUGCAUACAGAAUGGUCCUGAAGUUGAUCACUUUGGUUCCCCUGGUGAAAAGGUCCAAUUUGAAGGAGGACUGUACAACAAUCUAUGGACAGCGCAUCCACCAUUCCAGAUUGACGCAAACUUUGGGUUCACAGCUGCCAUUGCCGAGAUGCUGGUUCAGAGCACACAGAAUGAUCUCUACCUGCUCCCUGCCCUGCCGCGCGAUAAGUGGCCCAGAGGCUGUGCCAAAGGGCUGAGGGCUCGAGGAGAUGUGACUGUAAACAUAUGCUGGGACGAAGGGGAGCUUCAAGAAGCAAUGUUAUGGUCCAAAAAUCGGAACUCAGUUACAAGGCUGCACUACGGUGAACGCGUUACCUCUGUUAGAGUUCGCUGCGGUACUGUGUACAGGUUCAACAGGGGAUUGCAGUGCUUGGAGGCGUGGCCCCUCGGCAAAUAA